Galleria mellonella (greater wax moth) is the source of this 2312-nucleotide messenger RNA. RefSeq names its product all trans-polyprenyl-diphosphate synthase PDSS2-like. Gene Ontology annotation, biological process: isoprenoid biosynthetic process; ubiquinone biosynthetic process. Gene Ontology annotation, molecular function: prenyltransferase activity. The record is from RefSeq and is a predicted model, not a curated record. Lineage: Eukaryota; Metazoa; Arthropoda; Insecta; Lepidoptera; Pyralidae. The coding region runs from base 141 to 1349 and encodes 402 amino acids. Gene Ontology annotation, cellular component: transferase complex; mitochondrion. The transcript has 2 exons.
UCAAAAUACGCGAUGACAUAACAGUGUCGUGCGCUGUUCGUAAAUUAGAUUAAUUAUUUUUAUUAAAUAUAAUCAGUGUAAAUGAAACGUACCUGAAUGUUACUAUAAUAUAAAAUCUACAAUUAAAUAAACUAGCAUCCAUGUCGUAUGCAUUACUACGGCAAAUACGCCGUACGGCGUUAUUAUCACAACAAAUACGAACUGAGAGUACCAUGACCAACCUAACCCAGGAAGCAAUCCUAUUUCGCCCUCCAUUUACACAAUGGGGCAAAGUUAUAAGAGAAGCAGAGAAAAUAGUUGGAUAUCCAACUUCUUUCAUGAAUUUACGAUGGUUGUUGAGUGAUGAAUUUGCCAAUUUGGCGAUGCAUUUGCGAAAAGUUGUAGACACCAAUCACCCCAUCAUCAAAACAGCUAAAUCGGUCAUAUACAAUGAACACAAUAACCUUCAACCAUGGGGUCUCGUUAUUUUGCUACUUUCUAAAGCUGUAACCCCCUCAAUAACAGAUAUAAAAACAAGCCAAAUAACGGAAAACCAAAGAAUAUUGGCUGAAUUGACAGAAAUGAUACGUACAGGGCAUUACGUACACCGUGGACUACUAAACAUAAGUUUAUCAGAGAGAGCCACUGUGGCUGACACUACAAUGUUUGCGAAUAAAAUUGCAAUACUAAUAGGUGAUUAUUUACUCGUGACCGCAAAUGGGAUGUUGGCGCGGUUGAAGAAUCAGGAUUUAUCAUAUUUAAUAUCAACAGCAUUAAGGGAUAUAAGUGAAGGAGAGUUCUUUGGUGAGAGGGACUCACAGAACAUGCCGUUACCUGGAAAACCAAUAAGUAAACUGUUGGAUAACUUCCACAUAAACAGUGACACGUUGCCUUUAGAUGUUACAGAUACGUUAGGCUCACCAAUUCGCGAGUGGACGUUAAGGACUUUGUACAGUGGUGGUUCUCUGUUUGGUCGUGGGUGUCAGGGUGCUGUUUUACUUGGGGGUCGAGGGUUGGAGGAGCAGGAGAUAGCGUAUCUAUUCGGUUGCCACUUAAGUCUCGCAUGGCAGGCUGCGAACGAAUUGCAGAGAAUAACGUCAGAUACAAAAGAAUCGUAUUCUUUAGUAAGUGCACCAGUGCUAUUUGCUUUAUAUGACAAUCCAGAUUUGUAUGAUAUCAUUGAAAAAGGUAAGGAGAAUAUUACUAAUAUAGAUUUAGAAGAUUUUAAACUGGAUAUUCUGAGAACAGAUGCCGUUGAGAGAACAAGAUUGUUGUAUACAGAAAACGCUAAUAAGGCGAAGGCUUAUGCAGAAAUGUUUGGUGACAAUGAACCUGUAGACACAAUUAAAAGGUUAAUAAAUACUAUUUAAUUGUCUAUGAAAAUAGUAAAUAUAAAUUUUGUUAUUUUGUUUUUAUAAGUCAUAGACAUAUUUAGAUAUUGUGAUUGGUUGAUAAUGGUUAACAUAAAAAAAAUAGUAUUUUUAGGUCCCCUAGUAUUGAAUUGACGAAAAGAAAGAUAUCAUGGAAUCCUCGUGUGAGGUAAAUCCUGGAUUCUUAUCAACAGAGGGAUAGAGUGUUAAUAUAUCACUAACUAUUAUUGUACUACCAGUAUAUAACUUCUAAGUUGAAAAAUAUAAAAGAAAGACAAUAGAUAUAUAAUACAAUAAGUUCCUAUUGGAAAGAGAAUGUGUAAAUUGUAUAAAUUGUAAUUAUGUAAAUACAAAAUAUGUAUAUACUACAUAACAAAAAUAAUUACAAAGAUGAAUGUAUAAUAAGCUUAUGAUAAAAUAAAAAAAUUGGGUUUUAAAACCAUUUAAAAACUUUUCCAAAUAUCAAUGGUCAGGAUAAUGCUCUAAAUCUUGAAUGAAAUAAAAAUUAUUGACCCCAGAAAAAUUAAACUGAGAAAUAUCAGAGGUGGGAGAAAAGACAUAAUUACCUACUUUAUUAAUUAAAAUGUGCAUAUUACAAAUUGAUAAACAAAAUAAUAAUAAUAUAUAAUGACCAGAAAUAUUGAUUAGUAACCAAUAAGAGACAUAUAAUUAAAUUCAAAUGAUGAUACUGCUACAGUGUUGCCACACAAAAAUAUUAAAUAUAAACAUUAUUUCCAAAUUUGAAAUCUUAAGAAAAAUUUUACUCCAACCGACUGGAUCAUCACUCUGAUAAUGCCGUAUGUUCCUAGUGUCAUUUUUUUUCUCUAUUUAUUUAUUACUAUUACAAACUAUGUGCAUAAUACAAUUAAGAAGACUUUUUUAUUGUGUUCUCAUUAAUUUUAUUUGUUGUUGUUAUUCGUGAAUUGUUAUUUGUGAAUUAUUUUUACAUGAUUAUGACCAGUA